UUCUGAAACAAGAUACUAAAAGAGUGGUGCCGAUCGAGAGGGAAAGAGGAGUGAACCAAAGAAAAGAAGAAGAGAGAGAGAGGGAGGAAGAUGAGCAAGCAUGGUGGUAUUGCUGCUAGCACGGUCCCUCUCCUCACCCCCUACAAGAUGGGCGCGUUCGAUCUCUCCCACAGGGUAGUUCUUGCACCGCUUACACGGACACGAUCCUACAACAAUGUUCCUCAGCCCCAUGCCAUACUGUAUUAUCAGCAGAGAACAACCAUAGGAGGCCUCUUGAUUGCUGAGGCCACUGGAGUCUCAGACACUGCCCAGGGGUACAAAGAUACUCCUGGAAUUUGGACAAAGGAGCAGGUGGAAGCGUGGAAACCUAUCGUAGAUGGGGUUCAUGCCAAGGGAGGGAUAUUUUUCUGUCAGAUUUGGCAUGUCGGAAGAGUCUCUAACCAUACUUAUCAGCCUAAUGGACAAGCUCCGAUAUCCAGCACGGAUAAGCCAUUGAAACCUAUGGUGGUAGGCAAUCGCACAGUAUCUGAUUUCUCAACGCCUAGGCCACUGGAGACCGAUGAGAUCCCUAUGGUCAUCAAUGAUUUCAGGGUGGCUGCUAGAAAUGCAAUUGAAGCUGGAUUUGAUGGUGUUGAGAUCCAUGGGGCUCAUGGCUAUUUGAUCGAUCAGUUCUUCAAGGACCAAGUCAAUGGACGCACUGACAAAUACGGCGGGAGCUUAGAGAAUCGUUGCCGGUUUGGACUAGAAGUAGUCGAAGCCGUAGUAGAUGAAAUCGGAGCUGGUAAGGUUGGGAUGAGGCUCUCGCCCUUUGCAAACUACUGGGAAUCGUCAGACUCCAACCCGGGAGCUCUAGGCCUGUACAUGGCACACGCGCUGAACAAAAUUGGGAUCCUCUACUGUCACACGGUCGAGCCACGGAUGAUAACGUUUGUUGACAAGGUUGAAACUCCAAAUAGCCUUCGCGCCAUGCGGGAUGCUUUCAAGGGAACGUUUAUUGUAGCCGGUGGCUACGGCAGAGAGGAUGGAAACGCAGCUGUCUCCAGCGGCUAUGCUGAUCUGGUUGCAUACGGACGCUUGUUCUUGUCUAAUCCUGACCUACCUCGGAGGUUUGAGAUUGAUGCUCCGCUAAACAAGUACAACAGAGAUACUUUCUACAUCUCCGAUCCAGUUGUUGGAUACACUGACUACCCAUUCCUUUCAUCCGUUGUAUAAAUGGUUGUUUUAUAAAUGGGCUCAUCCCCGCUCUGAACUAUGAUACCCGGGCGUAUUCAUUGUUACUGAACCUGUUUAAUAAAUUUGGUUGUGUGCAUCAUUGUGAUGCAGUGGCUA
This is a messenger RNA of Triticum dicoccoides, 1329 nucleotides long. Its product is annotated as putative 12-oxophytodienoate reductase 11. The transcript has 5 exons. Gene Ontology annotation, molecular function: FMN binding; oxidoreductase activity. The coding region runs from base 91 to 1212 and encodes 373 amino acids. The record is from RefSeq and is a predicted model, not a curated record. Lineage: Eukaryota; Viridiplantae; Streptophyta; Magnoliopsida; Poales; Poaceae.